GAGCAGGGUGCCGCCGCCGUACGUGGGGCUCGCAGGGUCCGCGUGCCAGCUACAUAGAUGCGAUGCGCCCCGCCGUACAGCGUGCACCCCGACCAACGGUGCAGCGCCGGCUAGCUAGUGUCACCAGCACGUACAACCAGUCACGCUCACCCGGUAGCCAAGCCUUAUCACAACACGUCCUCUAGCAGCACCAGCGGGCCGGAGCAAAUGGAGGACGACUUCACCUUCCCGGCGCCGGGAGGGGGACGCCACGACGACGGCCCGGCGGCGCUGCCCGCCACCCACCUCGGCAGGAUACAGCUUCCCGGCGUUGCAGCUCCAGGCGCGCCCCCUCUGUGGCCGUUCGCGGCCCCGCCCGUCGGCGCUGCAGCGACGGUGAAGGAAGAAGAGGCUCCGGCGCCAGCGUCAGGGAGAGGAGACGCGCGGGAGGAGGAGGAGGAGCGGGAGCUGGAGCGUCUCGUGGCCGCCGACGAGGAGAGGAUGGACCUUCUGUUGGAGGGCGCCGCCGCAGCGACGGCCCCGGCGUCAAGGAGCGGCGGGCGUGUAGGUGCACAGCUGCCAGAGCGCCGUGCCGAGGCAGAGGAGGAGCAGAAGGCGCGCACGGCCGCUGCCGACGCGGAGAGGAUGGACCUGCUGUGGGAGAGCUUCAACGAGGAGCUCCUCCUGCGGCGCGCAGGCUCCAAGGCCGCCGCCGAUCAUCCCGACGGAGUGGCCCGGCCGGGGCUAGAAGACCAAGGCUCGCACUUCUGCCACUCGCCGUCGGACGCCGAGUCCGAGGAGACGUCGUCGUCGGAGCGGCGGUACGGGUGCGCGCCCACGAUGCUGAGGGCGUCGUCGCGGGCCGGCGGGGCCGGGCACUUCUGCAGUAGCCCCCGCCGACGGAGCCGGGGCCGCGGGACGGCGGCGGCAGGGGGGUGGGCGCUGCUGCUGAGGCUCUUCCGGAGGCUGCUCGCCGUCGACAAGACGGCGUCCCGCCCCCACAGCAUCUACGUACCAUGAUGUUCCUACUCCCGAUACCACAGCAUCUUACCGCAAUUACAUAUUUUUUUAAAAAAAUGGAGAAGCUAGCUCAAUUAACCAAAUGCUUGUACCUCUGGAACUAGAGUUCUGUAAAUAUCGACAAAAGCAAGGAUCACUUUUUGCUCUGGAUAUGUUUUUUCUUGCUCCCAUUUAUUUUUAUUUUUUGAGGUGGUGUGUGUGGAACCGUGGAUGAGCAAAGUGCUGUGAUUAAAGGAAAAAUAUAUCCCUUGCUAAUGGAGUAUCA
Molecule: messenger RNA, 1264 nt
Organism: Phragmites australis (common reed)
Lineage: Eukaryota; Viridiplantae; Streptophyta; Magnoliopsida; Poales; Poaceae
Exons: 1
Coding region: 208-999 (263 amino acids)
Source: RefSeq, a predicted model, not a curated record